Molecule: messenger RNA, 2387 nt
Organism: Chara braunii
Lineage: Eukaryota; Viridiplantae; Streptophyta; Charophyceae; Charales; Characeae
Source: the annotation of a GenBank genome assembly
CUGGGAAUCCUUUGGCUUAUGUAGAACUAGGCAAAAUGGCAAUGGAGGAUGAGAUGGAUAACCAUAAGAGCGAAGGAGGACCAGGCUUAGGAGGCAGUGCCGUACAAAGCGAAGAGGGGCGGAAAGACAGAAAAUCGAUAAAUCCAUAUCGUACCAAAGGGAACCGGAAGGAAAUCUCCUCAGGAGAAAGCUCGGGGAAAGCCGGGGGAAGCAGGCAAGGGACUCAGGAAACCAAGGAGGGCAGGAAUAAGGAUAGGACAAGCUCCCAGAAUUCAGAGGGAGUUGUGUCUAAGAAAGUAACGGUCAUGGAUGCGAGGCGCAAACUAGCGGAGAUAGAAAAAAGGAUCGUGGAGUACAAGGCAAGAUUGAUCGAGGAAAUGAUGACUGGGAACGAAGAAUGCCCUCUGCAGGAAGAACCGCGGGACGAACGGAGGACUGAACGAGGCGGAAUUGGGCAAGGGGAUAAGGGUAGUGACCGUGGGGGAACACCGAGCAAAAGAAGGAAAGAGAGAGAUAACUCUCCGGGGAUGGAAGCGGAGAAAGUUACGAACCCACCAGCCAUAGAUAGUAGGUCUAGCCGCCUGCCGACCAUGCCAGCGGUAACGCGAGGGUGUGAAGGGCUCUGGAGUCUCAGGGAAAGGGUGUUGGGAUGGUUCGACCCGAAAAGAACUGCAAAGACUAGGGAGGGACAGAAGACCGGCAAGGAAGGACCGGAUACCAGUAUGGCGGGCGAGGCCAGUAGCUCCGAAGGCGGCCUUAGGAAGAUAGUAUCAUCCCUCGAGCGAGCACUAAAUAAAAAUCAGGGCUACCUAGCGGACGCUAAGAAAAAGUUGACGUUCGACGGGGCGAACAUCACGGAGUUCCUAAUCGAUUAUGAGAACCUAGAUGCGUUGCUGAAAUGGACCGAAGAAGAAAAGAUGGACCACCUAGGACAGCAUGUGUCAUUGAGCCUAGGGCGGGACGUAAUGGCCAUUGUGGCCGCGAGCCGGUCUUGGAAGGAGAUCCGGGAUGUGAUGAUGAGGAAAUUUAUAGUGGCGGAGAAGAUUGCAACAGAGGCCAACUUAGCAGCAGUUCAAAGGAAGAACUUCGCAACGUACGAUGACUUCCUAUGGGAAUUUACCCGAGUAGCAUUAAGGAUCCCCGGGGUCACGGACCGGAUAAUGAAAGAUGAGCCGGUGGUCGAUAUCAUAUGGGAUCAACUUCGGGGCCGCGGGCCGCAAGUCAACUUCAUUUGGGAAAACGACGGACACGAUAGGGUGAACGCGACCACUCGACUAGGGAUGGCUGGGAGAAGAAUUAUCAGUGACACCGUAAUGGAGGAAGUUGCUGGAGGCUCCGUGCCCCAGGCAGAGCCCGAGGUCGGGGAACCAGAGAAAGUCUACGGGAAGCCAAGGGAAGAGGAGCCUACAGACAAAGUUACCGCUGCUAAAAAGAAGUUUAGAUACAAAAUCCCGAUCUUAACUAUGCCUGAGAUCGACGACACCCUUAGCAAAUUACUAGGAACCAUGGUAUCGAUGUCGUUUCAGACCCUGCUGCAGGCCAACCCUAGGUUGCUCAAAGGGCUUAGACAAUUGUUGACGCGACGGCGAGUAGAGAUAGACGAAAACCCCGAAUCGUCGGAAGGAGGAGAAGAGGAGGAAGCGCCACAAGAAGCCGUUAACCUUCAAAGGAGUCGCGGGGAUUUGGAGGAUCUCGAGAAGGCCUUUGCGGACAUCCGCUUGAGCUUGGUAGACCGAGAAGGUGGCAAAGUCAUGAGGGCACCUCCUGGGACAAAGCUCAGCUUCCACGCGCUACCCGUAGGGAAGUUGAAAAUCCAGAUCGGGACUCAUCAUACCGACGCAUUAGUAGACGGGGGAGCGGAAAUCACUCUCACAAGGAGAGAUUUCGCGACAAUCACGGACUGUACGGUAAAUAAGGAAGUAACAGGGAGCAUCCGAGGAGCCGGUGGGGAAAUUUCUUUCGCUGGGUAUGUCACGAAGUGCGCAGUCAAGGCAGGCGUCAGGGAAUCGAUCUGGUCGUUUCAGCAGAUGACCGUAAUAGAGGAAAUGGAUCACGACAUAAUCCUCGAGAGACCAUGGUGCGGAAACGUAGAAAUGAUAGGCAUGCACUUGCACGAUGGCGCGUACAUGGUAGACAUAGAGGACCCAGUGACCGGCCGGGGUGAGCUCCUCCGACUCCUCGGGACGGGAGAAGAUCCUCCGAUGGGAAAGUUGGCAACAUGGUCGCCGUCAUUCGAAGAUAGCGCACGAAAAGGGGCUUUCGCGCGGAUGGAGGGCUUGAGAGAAAGGGUAGAAAUUAUGAUUGAGGAGGCAUUCAACAAGAAGGAAUGGAUCAAGAUGGGCCCGCCCCAGAAGAAGAGGAAGUAGGAGGACGAAGUCUUAGGUGUU